UCGUACAUUAUAAAUUUAGCAUUGAUUAUUUAACAGGUGGAUGAACAUAUACCGACACAAGUCAAGGAAAUCAAAUAUGGAUAUCUACAGUUUAUGUUUAUGUUUAUGUUGUGUAUUUUUGUCUGCUGCACAACGGUACGAACCAACAUGGGAAUCUCUCGAAAGCAGACCACUUCCGUCAUGGUUUGAUGAAGCUAAGCUAGGUAUUUUUAUGCACUGGGGAGUGUUUUCUGUUCCUAGUUAUAGUGCAGUUUGGUUCUGGAAUAAUUGGAAAAAUGGAAAUAAAGACAUUAACAAUUUUAUGAAACGUAACUAUCGACCUGGUUACACGUAUGCUGACUUUGCAGCAGAUUUCAAAACAGAGUUCUAUGAUCCAAAACGAUGGGCUGCUAUAUUACAGGCUUCAGGGGCUAAAUAUGUUGUUCUAGUUUCGAAACAUCACGAGGGCUUCACAAAUUGGCCCUCAAAUUAUUCAUGGAACUGGAAUUCUUACGACACUGGACCACAUAGAGAUCUCGUCGGUGAACUAGCUACUGCAGUUCGGGAGACAACAGAUCUUCGAUUUGGUCUAUACCAUUCCCUGUAUGAAUGGUUCAAUCCGUUAUAUCUGAAGGACAAAGAAAAUAAUUUUACAACUCAAGAUUUUGUAAAAAUGAAAACAAUGCCAGAACUAUAUGAACUUGUGAAUCGAUAUAAACCAGAAGUAAUUUGGUCAGAUGGCGACUGGGAAGCAUCGGAUAGUUACUGGACGUCAAAGGAAUUCAUCGCUUGGCUCUACAAUGACAGCCCUGUCAAGGAUACUGUUGUCACCAAUGAUAGAUGGGGGCGUGGCGAUAUGUGCCACCAUGGGGGAUAUCUUACAUGCAGCGAUAGGUAUAAUCCUAAAACUCUCCAGAAAAGAAAAUUUGAAAACCCAAUGACGAUAGACAAAAAUCACUGGGGAUUCCGAAGAGAGGCAAAUAUUGAAGACUUUUAUACAUCAAGAGAACUGAUUGCUACAUUUGCACAAACUAUAAGCUGUGGUGGGAAUAUGCUUAUGAACGUUGGACCAACUAGCUAUGGAACAAUCCAACCAAUCUAUGAAGAAAGACUUCUACAAUUUGGAAAAUGGAUGAAAAUAAACGAGGAAGCAAUAUAUAAGUCAAAGCCAUGGACAACACAACAAGAUAACGCCACGAAUGCAUGGUAUACAAUGCAAAAAACGACGAGUGGAACCAACGUGUAUGCCAUUUUACUUGACUGGCCUGAUAAAAACUAUUUGUAUUUGAAUGCACCUGUGGCCAGUACCAGCACUUCUAUAACGAUGCUAGGAUAUUCAGGUUAUUUUAGUUACUCAGUAGUGCAAUCCUCCGGGAUAAAUAUAACACUACCAGUCAUAUCAUUCUCAAAGAUACCAAGUACUGAUGCGUGGGUUUUUAAAUUGACUGAUUUAAAGAACUGAUUCUGUUGUAAUAAAAGUAAAAACUUGAACCUUAGUGCCUCUGGUUAUUAAUGACGUCGAAUGAUCAUUUUAGGAGAAAAAGACAGAUACUCAUUACUUUCAGACAUAUAUAAAAACAUACAAAUAUAUCAAGGGAUUUGUGAUGCAAUUAAUUUUGAGUGCAACUAGAUAUUAGCUUAAAGCUUAUUAAUUUAUUAUUACUAAAGUAACUAGUGUUAAUUUUUCUUUCCAUUUUUGCAACAAACUAUUCAUGUUAUUUUAUUAGCUUCUAUUUUUUAUAAUAUUUGUGUUUAUGCUUACUUUUUCAUCGUGUAUUUCAACUUUGUACUUCUUCUAGUUUAAUAGAUAUUUUGAGUUG
Messenger RNA from Mytilus trossulus (common blue mussel), 1799 nucleotides. Its product is annotated as alpha-L-fucosidase-like. Gene Ontology annotation, cellular component: lysosome. Gene Ontology annotation, biological process: fucose metabolic process; glycoside catabolic process. The transcript has a single exon. Bases 41 to 1441 code for a protein of 466 amino acids. Gene Ontology annotation, molecular function: alpha-L-fucosidase activity. The record is from RefSeq and is a predicted model, not a curated record. NCBI's taxonomy places the organism in Eukaryota, Metazoa, Mollusca, Bivalvia, Mytilida, Mytilidae.